CCGGUCAGUCCAUUGUACACCAACAGAGUCACCCCGCCGUCCGUCAGGAACCUACGUUCACUUUCCGAAGAGUCCCAGUCACUCUCCAUACAUUCGCUAGCCAUUAUGCAUGCUCUUACCUUUGUGCUAUCCUUUGCGACCGCUUCCCUCGCUCUGCAGUUACCCGGCCUCGCGGUCCUGGACAAACGUGAGGACAUUGAGCCUGGCACUCCUCUCUACGAAUGUCACGCACACUGCGGCGGUGUCAUACUUGAUGCCGGGACCGCAGGCUACUGCACCAACUCGACCUAUGAGACGGAUCUCUCGGACUGCUUAGAGUGUGCGUUGAGUGAGGACAUCUGGCAAUACUACGGUAGCUAUGUCGAGUCCGCGGCUUCUGCAUGCGGAGACAGUUCCACGCCGAGUUCCUCCAGCGCCGUCUCAGACUCGGCAGCUGCUACCACCUCUGCCGCUGCUACCUUUGCUGCCGUCACAUCUGCCGCUGUUACAACCGCCGCCACUUCCACCAGCGCUGCCGCGGCAACGACUGAAAGCAGCGCAGCAGCAACACCUGCCAGCUCAACGGUUGCUGUCGCCGCCACAUCAGCCACCGCUGUCGCUGCCAGCACCUACACAGGGGCCGCAUCGAGAGUCAAGUACGAAAAGGUUGUGCUACUGGCUGGCGCAGGUGCAGUCCUUUACAACCUGGGCAUCUAGAACGUUUUACGUGGUGAAAAGCAUACUAUCAAUGCUGUUGAUUCAGUACAGACCUUUGCGGGAUUUAAGUCCUAGCAUUUGAUCGAAUCAGUGGUGAAGUUAUUUCAAAGAUGAUACGACAUCAAGCUUAAAUUUCUUCCGCGAGGUUUGAUGUGUCUGUCUGUAUAGUAAUAUCCGAUGUACUGUCACAAAAGCGGGCUGUAUUCUUCUUCUGUAGAAAACACCCUGUUUUGAAGUUUUCAGGCGACCUUCAGCAUUCCCUGUCGCCUAGAAAUGGCUCCCCCAACUACAGCCGAAAGGGGCGGAGACUCCAGGCCCUCCACGU
This is a messenger RNA of Exophiala viscosa, 1021 nucleotides long. RefSeq lists its product as uncharacterized. Lineage: Eukaryota; Fungi; Ascomycota; Eurotiomycetes; Chaetothyriales; Herpotrichiellaceae. The transcript has 2 exons. The record is from RefSeq and is a predicted model, not a curated record. Bases 106 to 696 code for a protein of 196 amino acids.